UUAUUUACUUCGGUCACGUGGUCUUUCAAGACGGGAAUGAGAAUAAAAAUGACUGCAAUGGUUUCUUUACACUAAAGAAAGCUAUUCUGACACUAAAACGAAGUCAUGAAAGAGCAGAGAGGGAAACAGACCCCUGAGCAAGAUGCCGUGGAGCACAUUGCUGCUUGUAAAGACAAACCCUUCCUGGAGGAAAAGUUCAUUGACUCUUUUAAAGGAAGAGGUGUGUUCACUAAUGAAACCAUCAAGCCGUCUAUGUUUGUUGUGGAAUAUCGUGGGAAGAAAUUUUCAAGAGGCAUCAGAUCUGAGGAGAGAUUUGGCGAUGCUUUGAAUGGUUUUGUUUUUGAAUUUUCAUGGAAAGGAGAGCGAUGGUGCAUUGAUGCUUCGGAAGAAGACAACACACUUGGCCGACUUGUGAAUGAUAAUCACAUAAGUCCAAACUGUGAAAUGAGGAAGGUUGUUUGUGAAGGGAAGCCACACUUGUGCCUGUUUGCAGUUGAGGAAAUCUCUCCAGGCGAGGAAAUAACAUACUACUACGGAGAGUCCAGUUAUGAGUGGCGCUCAACGGAAUUUUACUGUGGGUUGACUUCUUUAAAGAGAGACGGCUGUCCUUCCUCAUCAGCACCACGGCCUAAAAGGUCAAAGAAGUCACAAAUUUUCUACCGUGAGGAAUCUUCUGACAAUGACGAUGAACAACCUGGACCAAGUCGUUGUGUUCGAGCGACUUCAUGUUCAGCUGAUCGGGAAUCUCCUCCGGACCUUACCGACUCUUUCAUGGAGCCAUCAGAGGACUCUCCUGAUGAACACAAGACCAAAAAGGAUUAUGAAAUCUGCAAACCCAAACAAAAACGCAUGAAAAUGUUUCCCACAAAAGACAAAUCUUUUACUUCCAAAAACCAUUGCUUUGUUUGCAGAAAAGCAAUGCACAAAAUUUCUCGUCAUCUCGAAAAGCACGCUAAGGAACAACCUGAAAUCGCAAAGGCGUUUUCAUUUCCUCCAAACUCAACCGAACGCAAAAGGCUGCUUAACAUAUUAAGAAACAGAGGAAAUUUUGAUCACAAUCAGGAAGUGCAGAGGAGCAAUACUGGAGAAUUGAAAGUGAAAAGGCGACCAAAAUCUGGCAACAUGAGUUCAACAAGCUUUAUGUACUGUCCGUAUUGUAAAGCCAUGAUGACACAAUCAUUAAUGUGUUAUCAUGUACCCAAUUGUAUUAAAACUUCACUUUCUGUAAAUAAUAGUGUCAUAAAUGGCACUGAGGAGUUGGAGUCAGUGCACAGUAUCCCUCCUGAUGUGAAGAAGAUACUUUCAGGGAUGGAACAAGACGAAGUCAGACUUGUGAUUCAAAAUGAUCACCUUCUGAUCCAGCUGGCAAAGAGUUUAUGCAGAAAGUACAGAAACGACCCAUGCAAGGAGCAUUCUGUCCAGGAGAAGCUGAAGGAAAUAGGGACACUCUUGUUGAAUCUGAAUAAAAAGAGAAUAUUAAGCUUUGAAGAUGCAAUACAAUCCAAGAAAUUCUCCAGCAUUGUCAAUUCAGUGAAAAACAUUGUGGGUUUUGAUCCCAUAAUGCAGACUUACAGCAAGCGAGGACUUGCUUUCAAUUUGGGAAAUUCACUAAAGAGGAUCGCCAAAAUCAUUCUUAAUGGGGAAAAUAUCAGUGAAACAAUGAGGAGUUCUGCUAAAAUAUUCCUAGAAAUGUGUGAGAAAGAGUGGGGUGGACUUGUGUUGGACACCACUUUUUCAUCAGUGAGAGGACAAAAAGUUUGCAGUCCAGCUGCAAUACCUUUCACACGUGAUGUACAAGCUUUCCAUUCCUACCUGGAAAGAUUAUCAGCUUCUGCCACUGAAAGCUUGAAGACAUCUGACGAUCCUCAAGUCUUCAAUGUACUUUCCAGGGUCACACUUACACAGAUUUCGGUUUUGAGCAAAUGUACAACUGAGGUUUCAGAAAUGACACUGAAGUCUUUCGAGGAGAGGGGCAACUCCACCAAGGUGUUGUCCAAGCACUUUGUCAAGAUAAAUAUUCUGAGCAAGAGUGGCCUGUACGUCGCCAUUCUAUUGACCUCUGAACUCACCAGCACCAUAACUUUGCUGAUCAGCAAGAGGCUGGCCUGUGGUGUCCAUGAGGACAAUCCGUUCUUGUUUGCAAAGCCAGACUCUUCUGUCACAAGCCACUACCACGGAUCUCACUGUAUCAAGUCUUUCUCAAGCCUGUGUCAUGCGGAGAACCCUGAGAAUCUCAGUUCUGCUCAUCUCUGCAAGCACAUGGCAAGAAUAUUCCACAUUCUGAUGGAGAACGACGAGCUUGAACACCUUAGUGAACUGGUUGGCCUUGAGAUCCAGACCAACAAGGAAUACUACCAGUCCCCAGAGGCGGCCGUUGAACUUGCUAAAAUCUCUAAACUCCUCCUGGCAAUGGAGAAAGGAACUCUGGACAGAUUCAAAGGAAAAUCUCUGGCCGAGGUUGAGAUCGAUGAUGAGCUGGAGUCAGAUGAGGGGCAGAGCAGUGGUGGAGAAGAUGUGGAAACGUCUAUUGAAGAGUCAGGUUCUCCACUUCAACAUUGUGAUGUUCCAGAGCAGCUCGAUGGACAGCUGAAUCCGGCUGUUCAGGAUGCUUUGGAGCACAUAAAGGCUAAAAGAGACAAACCCUUCCUUCAGGAGAAGUUCAUAGACUCUGCUAAAGGGAGAGGUGUGUUCACCAAGGAAUCCAUUGAGCAAUCUUCUUUUGUUGUUGAGUUUCGGGGGAGGAUCUCUACUUGCCAAGAAAGCUCUGAGAAGCAACCUGGAGAUUCGUUAAACAAUUAUGUGUUUAACUUUUCAUGGCAAGAAACAAACUGGUGUGUUGACGCUUCAGCUGAUGAUGGGAGUUUGGGUCGGCUCGUAAACGAUGACCACCUUGAUCCAAACUGCAAUGUAGUGAAGAUUACCUAUGAGGAGAAGCCACACCUGUGCCUGUUUGCACUGAAAGAAAUAUCAGCUGGUGAGGAGAUAACCUUUGACUACGGGGGAUCUUCGUACUCGUGGCGCCCAGAGGAUCCUAGCGAGGAUGUAAAUAUUCCUGAAAAAGGCUUGGAAAAGGAUCCAGCUGUCCCCAUUGAUAAAAAACUUGAAGACUCUGCAGCAGAAUCCUUCAGCUCUGCUGAAUCCUCCGGAGAUGAAUACGUCUGCAAUGAACAACCAGACGGCGAUGACAGUUUCUCAGAGUCUGAACUGCCUGGCGGGGCGUCAUCCACCGUAGAGGGGGACUGGUCUCGCUCCAGCUCCGACGACUGGGACUCCGACACGCCGACCAAAGCUACUUCCUUAACGAGGAAGAACUACUGUUACGUUUGUGGAAGACCUCAGUCAAAAAUCUCCCGUCACCUCUUAACCCACAGAGCGGAAGAGCCUGAGAUCGCUGAGGCUUUUAAGAUGCAUCACAACAACAAGGAGCGAAAGAAACUGCUCCAAAAGCUGCGGAACAGAGGAAACUACAACCACAACCAGGAAGUCCUGAGAACUCGAAAAGGAAAACUUAAAGUGAGGCGAAGAACAAACACGUCCUCUAUCAAAAACACUGCUACCUGCAUCUACUGUAAGCUCUUGUUUAUGCGAAAGACUUUAUGGAGGCAUCUUCAGAAAUGUCCGAUGAGGAUCCCCUCCCCUCUAGAAGGCAAGUCAGGGAUUUUAGCAUUAGUUGCAUCUGGGCUAACAGAACCUGAAAACAGGUCGUCAGGUGUGAGGAAGAUUUUAAAAAAACUGAAAGAAGAUGAAGUUACCUCCUUAGUUUUGAAGGAUCCUUACCUUUUGCGGCUGGCUCGCUGUUUGUACUACAUGACGGAUGGCAAGAGCAAAGACUACGAACUCAAUCGGAAACUGAGACAAAUGGGGAAACUGCUCGCAACCUUGAAAGAAAAGUCUAUAAUGAGCAUUGAGGAGGCUUUAAAACCACAGAACUUCAAUGUUGUAAUGGAAGCAGUGAGGAAAGUCUCAACCAUGAGGAAAAACAUCAACGCCAAGCCACUUUCAAAAGUAAUUGGAUACUCACUUAAGAAAGUGGCUGAUAUAAAAUAUGCUGUAGCUGUGAGCAACAAAGCGGAUAACGAGACGAUAGAGGAGGCGAAGGAGUUCCUGAAGCUGUGUGAGAAGGAAUGGGCUUCAAACGUACCAAUUCGACAGUCUGUACAGGGAGCACCGACUUUACCCUUCAUCCAGGACGUUCAGCUGCUGUUUAAGUACAUCCAGAAUUCGGUGAGCUCUGCAGUCUCAAUUCUGACCAAGUUUCAAAGCCCACCAGUCUACAUUGCCCUCCUCAAAGGGAUCUUCGCAUAUGUGGGUAUAUUAAGCAGAAAUUUUACUGACAUGUUGUAUGUGACCCUGGAGUCGUUCCUGCAGUGGAGUGAAUCUCAGCCUCAGGAAAAUGCUGACACCAAGCAGCCGCUGCUUGACAAAGUUCUCUCCAAACGGCUCGUUAAGAUCAACAUUGUUAACGAAAAGAACCAAAACGUAGUUUUCAGUCUGACCCCAGAGCUGCUCUCUGCAAUCACCAUGCUGGUGGAGAAGAGAAAACAAUGCGGUGUGCCCGAUGGUAACCCCUAUCUCUUUGGAUGGCCGGAUAAUUUGUCCAUGAACAUCUGGAAGUGGCAACGGGUCAUCUCCAUGUUUGUGGGUUUGUGCGGCGCCAAAGGUGAGAAGAACCUAAAGUGUCCGUUCUUCCGUAUUCACACGGCAAGAAUUUUCCGUAUUCUCAUCCUGAAUAAUGAGGAGCUCGGCCAGUUAGCCACACUGCUGGGGUGCGAUGUUAAAUCCGAGAGCGAGUUCUACCAGAACCAGGAGGCGGUUGGAGACAUCGCAAAAAUCUUGGUGCUGCUGUCGGCUAUGGAGACCGAAUGUCCGACCAUGUACCAAGGAAAAUCUCUGGAGGAAAUUGAAAUUCCAGAUGAGCUGCCGGCGGUGAUGGAGAACAGCAGGAGAGCCACUGAAGCUUCUCGUCAGGCGAACGGUGGUUCUCCCUCAUCGACAAAGAAGAAAGGCAAAGGUUCUUCCAAGAGGAGUCGAGUCAAAAAGAAGCAGGAAGACGAGGAGGAUCGGACUGAAGCGACUCGUGAGAAAAAUGAAGCGGAGAAAGAACCAGAGCAGAGCAGCGAGACUCAGACCAAUAAUCAAACCACUGCAGCUCCUGACAAACAGAACGAGAGUCAGAUUUAUUUUAGCGACGAAGACGAAGACAUGAAUGUAGAUUUUAAUAUUGACAUCGACAUAAACGAUGAUGACGAUAUCAGAAAAGAAGGAAGUAAGGCUGAUGAUGACUCUGAAGCGAACCGUCAGGAUAAAACUGAAGAAAAUGAGACGAGUGAGACUCGGAGGGACAACAACUCGUCUGAAGACACGAUGGGACAAAACAACGAAGACGAUGAUGAUGAUGUCAGAAAAGAGGGGAAUGAAGCUGAUGAUGACUGUGGAGCAAACGCUGGAGUUCAGGAUAAAACAGAAGAAGUCGAGACGAUGGGACAGAACGAAGAGGCAAACGGUGAAGAUGACGAUGAUGGUGAUGAACAGGACGGCUGGAUGGGAGCAGAAAGUGGAGGAUCUUCUCCUGUACGCACAGAAGAGAAACGCAGCAACUUUGAGGCAGCAAUGAGAAGCAUGAAAGUAAUCAAGAUUUUGAUCCGCAAACUGAACAUGGAGAACUUGCAGAUUCCUGUCCGGGUUUCACAGUUUCCUCUGAGUGAGAAUCAGUCGGUCAAAGAUCAGCCGUCACCGGUCGCUGCAGACGAGCGUCGAUCCACGUCCACAGAGGAAACCAACAAACAGACAGACACAAAGGCUGUGAAGAUGAACUGCUCCCACUGUCACAGGAUCAUGACGAAGGGACAAACGGCGUACCAGAAGAAAGGCUUCACUGACGUCUUCUGCUCCAAACGCUGCCUGUUUGAGAUGUUUCCUCCCAGCAAAGCAGCUCGGAGGAGCUGCUACUACUGCUUCAGGGAGAACCUGCAGCCGCUGGAGCUCAUCAUGGCCGCCGUGGACCUCAAAGGAACCAUGAGAGACUUCUGCAGCACCGCCUGCUUGUGCUCCUUCAGAUCCAGCUCUCCUUCUCUCCAGAGAAAGUUCACCACCACAUCCACCCAGACGCUGUCAUCGCUCUGCAGCGCCUGCAGGAAAAACUGCGUGAGCGAGCUGGAGUUGAAGCUGGAUGAGUGCCUGCACCGGUUCUGCAGUGUCGUCUGCUUGGACGCGUUCUGCAGGGAGAACCUGGGCAUCUGUGAGAACUGCAGCCAGUCCUGCAGGAAGAAGCCGCUUCAGCUGAGGCUGGAGGACGGAUCAAAGACCAUCUGUGGUCCGGACUGUCUGGAGGAGUUCAAAAAGAACGUGAUGGCGGCCCAGGAGUGUCCCGUGUGUCGAGCUGCUCAGCUCCCGUCAGACAUGGUCAACCACAAAAACAAGGAGAACGCCGUGGAUCUCUUCUGCUCUCGCUACUGCGUGAUGUCCUUCAAGGCGCUGCCCGCUGCGGACCAGAACAUCAGAACCCAGCGUUCUGCGGACGACACGGCCAGACUCAUCAUCGCCAGCGACGACGCCGCCUGCUGCGGCUGCAGGAAGCAGCUGAAACGUGCGUCUGCAGUUUACCACCUGAAAAAAGCAAAGCAGCUGUUCUGCUCGGAGGCGUGCGUCACUAAAAUGCUUCCCCACGUCCAGUUCGACACCAGGAAGUGUUACAGCUGCCUCCAGUUGAUCACGCAGCCUCAGAAAGUGAUCCUGGCUCCGGUGGAUGAUUCAGGAACGAUGAAGGAGCUCUGCAGCGACACGUGUCUCACUUCUGUCAAAUCCAAGAUGCUUCUCUCCAACUGCAAGCUGUGUGGCAAACAUUGUCCUUGUAAGCUCUCCAUGACGGUGGACGGCGAGGUCCACAGACUCUGCAGCGAGUCCUGCGUCUCCGACUUCCGCAUCCAGAACCAGUCCUCCUGGUCGUCCUGCGCAGCCUGCGGCGCGCUGCGCUGCAGCCUGCGGCUCGCCCUGCAGACGGACGGCGGCGUGAAAACCGUCUGCGGAGACGAAUGUCUGCUCAGGCUCAAAGAGAAAGUGAAAACCCUGCAGCUUUGCUCGACGUGCAGAACGCCCCAUCAGAUGUCGGACAUGGUGGAAAGUCAAAACGGCGAGGGGCAGCUGGAUCUGUUCUGCAGCCACCGGUGCAUGACGGUUCACAAAGCUCAGACCUUCACUGUUCCAGCAGAAAACAAGUCCGAGGAGACUGACGUUAAAGACGUUAAAGACGUUAAAGACGUUAAAGACGUUAAAGACAUGAAGCCGUCUCUGGCCAGUUUACCCCAGAUCAAAGAGGAGCCGGAGGACCUGGAGGUUUUUCUGAGCCGCUCCGUCUCAGUUUCUCCACAGAGCAUCAAGGAGGAGCCGGGCGCGCCCAAGGAGGAGCUGAAGAUCGGGUCGGUUUUCUCCCUGACGGAGGACUCCAAGCCGCCCCGGCCCACUCUGGCCCACAUGGAGCUCCAGGCGUCCUGCUCCACCUGCCGGAAGGUGCUGCUGGACGGAGAGACCGUCUACCAGAGGAAAGCCCAUCCGGAUCUCUUCUGCUCCACUUCCUGUCUGCUCCGGUUCCACCAGCGGAAGUCCGUGAAGAAGACGUGUCACUUCUGUCUGCGGGUGAUUGUGAAGCUCCCGUCGGUCCUGCAGGCUGCCGUGGACGACGCAGGAACCAAGAAGGACUUCUGCAGCCAGUCCUGCCUGUCGUCCUUCAGCUACAAGAGGAUCAUGUCCACCAAGCUCCCCAUCCUUCCAGCUGGGUCGCAGUCCCAGUGCAGCGUUUGCAGCAGAUUCUGCAUCAGCAAACAUGAGGUCAUCCAUCAGGACGUGGUGCAGAAGGUCUGCAGCGAUCCCUGCUACCACCGCUUCUGCAACAUCAACAACCUGACGGUGUGCGAGAACUGCGGCUCCCGCUGCAGCGCGCCGCUCAGCCUCAAGAUGGAGGACGGCAACAAGCCGCUGUGCGGCGCCGAGUGCCUGGAGCUACUCAAGCAGAAAAUCCCGCCGUUGCAGCCGUGCUCCAUGUGCAGUAAAUCUAAACUUGUUUCUGAAAUGGUUGAGUAUAAAACCAGUGAAGAAGUCGUCGAGCUGUUCUGCUCCAGCAGCUGCGUGAUGGCGGCCAACAUCCAGGCCGUCUGUUCAUCAGGUGUCCCUCUGAGCUGCCAUAACUGCAGGAAGACGGCGGCUCCGGCGUGUCACCUGGCCAUGCCGGACGCCUCCAUCAGGAGCUUCUGCUGCCUGUCCUGCGCCGUGACUUUCAAGGAGACGCAUAAAGACGAAAUCAGCAGAACCAGGGAAGCAGAACCCGGCAGACCGGCGCCAGAGGAGCGGCUGUGUGCUCAGUGCCAGGAAGCCAUUAAAACGGCUCCCAGAGUCAUUCAGAUGAAGGAUGAAGUGAUUUUUGUCUGCAGCCUCGUCUGCUCCAAGAAGUUCAAGAAGCUCAACAGCCUCCUGGGUGUUUGUGAACGCUGCAGGAAGAAAACCGUCAUCCACGAAGUCAAGAGGAUCGACAACAAGGACUGCAGCUUCUGCAGCAACGGCUGCCUGCUGCUGUUCCACCGUGACCUGGACAGGAAGUGGGGGAAACACUGUUCGUCGUGUUCCUACUGCCUCUCCGUGUCCAGAACGGCGCUGUCGGCCACGGCGGCAGGCAGGCAGAGGGAGUUCUGCUCCAAACGCUGCAGGUCCAAAUUCAGAACGCUGAUCAGCCACGAGGCGAAUUGCGACACAUGCGGCCGGCGAGGGAAGCUGACGGAGAGUCUUCCUCUGCCGGGGAACGUCAAACGUUUCUGCGACCUGAAAUGUCUCCUGCGCUUCGGGAAGAACGAGGAAGAGGAGCAGGAUGAAGGACCUUCUCCGCCUGGAGGAAGCGUGGCGUCUUCGCCGGUCAUCACCAGCGUGGUUUCGCUGUCCGGCGGCCCGGCAGGACGGACCGCACCGCUCGGACUUUUCUCGGACAUCCAGGCUAAAGUCGUCGGCCAUGCCAGCGUCCAGACGGCUCCCAAACAGCUGAAGAACAAAUCCAUGCUGUGCGUUCCUCUGGUCCACAACAAAGCUGCCUCCUGCUGUGUUCAGACUGUGGAAACGGCGUCACAGACAGUGAAUUUUAAGCAGAAGGUCCGCCAGGUGAGCGCGGCUGUUCCUGUGCCGGUUCCCGUCUACGUCCCUCUGCCCAUGAACCUCUACAGCCAGCUGGCUCCAGCUCCGCUGGUUCUGCCCGUUCCGCUGCUGGUUCCCGUGUUUCUCCCAGAGGGGAAGAAGAAGAAGGAGGAAGAGGAGGAGGAAGAGGAAGAUGGCUCUGAGGCGGCGGCGGAGGAAACACCGCCUGGAUCUCUGCAGGAGGAGCUGAGCUGCCGACCACAAGGACAAACGGAGAAGCAGGAGGAAACUCAGUCACUUAUUGAAACCAUCAACAGCUACAUGGACGGUUUGGGGUCCGAUUACCAGCCCAGUUUCAACCACAAAGACUUCGAGUCCGACUGCAGCCUGGAGUUAUUCAGUCAGAACCAGACCUGCUGCAUCCCUCCUCCAGAACCGGAACCGGAACCGAACCUCCACACAGGCCCUGACCUCCCUCUGCCUCCUGCUGGACCAACGGGUCCAAACCUCCAGAACUCACUGGAUUCUUUAGCAGCUGCAGGUUUGGCUGACGAGACUCAGGAAAACAUCCAGAAUAAUCUGAAGGGAGUUCUGGACAGUCGGGUUGGAGUUGAUGCCUGGAGGAAAUGGAUCCAGUGGAGAGAAUCUCAAACCAGUUUGGACCUGCUGCCCACGGCUGCUGGCAGGUCGGACAUCCUGCGCUGCUCUUCCUCUGAGCUGAGCGACGGCCUCUUCCUCUUCAUCAGGGAGGCGAAGCUUCGUGAGGAAGACUCCGGCUCUCCAGACGGCCUGUUCUUCCUCUGCCUCAGCAUCCAGCAGUAUUUGUUUGAAAACGGACGACUGGAGAACAUUUUCACCGACCAGAACUACCAGAAGUUCUCGUCUGAGCUCACCAGAAUCCUGAAAUGUUCCCGACCUUCCCUGUCCGUCCACCGCGGCGCCCCCUCCUGGGUGGAGGAGGAGUUUCUGUGGGAGUGCAAGCAGCUGGGGGCGUCCUCCCCCUCCGUCCUCCUCAACACGCUGCUCUUCUUCUGCUGUAAGAACUUCGGCUUCACCGCGGUGGCGCAGCACCGCCGGCUGUCCUUCGCUAACUUCACCAGCUGCACCAGAACCGACGGCGAGACGAACGUCCUGCGGUUCUACCCGCCGGAGUCCAGAGACGAUGCAGAGACCGGUUCUGACGGCGUCCCGGCGAAGAAACGCAGGUUAAACGAGGAUUUCCUGGAGAUGAAGGAGAACCUGCAGAACCCGCUGCGCUGUCCAGUCCGACUCUACGAGUUCUACCUCUCCAAGUGCUCCGACUCGGUGAGGCGGCGCAGCGACGUUUUCUACCUGCAGCCAGACCGCCGCUGCGUUCCCAGCAGCCCCCUGUGGUUCUCGCAGGCGCCGCUGGAUGACGCCACCAUGGAGGCCGCCAUCGUUCGAUCGCUCGCCGUCAGAGAGCUGAGGGAGCGAGACGGAGGAGGAGCCUGAGGGAGCGAGACGGAGGAGGAGCCUGAGGGAACCGACGGCGCCAGGAUUUCUUUUCUAGUUUGGAUUUUCUGCUGUUUGGUUUGGAAAAAAGUUUAAAUGAGAGAAAACUGUUUGUUUCAUUUCUUCCUUCAGAAACUCAUGUUCAUCAUUUUUACACAGCAGGGAAUCAGUGUUUACUUUUAUCAACUGGAUGUUUUUGGAUUGAAAAUCAUUUUUAUUAUUUUUACAUAAUAAGGCUGAAACAGUCGUUCUAAACUGGAUCUGUUGUUUGUUUUUGUCCCGUUUGACUCAAUUAAAUCAUUUCAUUAAUAAAAUCUUUGAACAGUA
Xiphophorus hellerii (green swordtail) is the source of this 10911-nucleotide messenger RNA. RefSeq lists its product as uncharacterized. Gene Ontology annotation, molecular function: protein binding; zinc ion binding. The transcript is spliced from 47 exons. Lineage: Eukaryota; Metazoa; Chordata; Actinopteri; Cyprinodontiformes; Poeciliidae. Bases 106 to 10584 code for a protein of 3492 amino acids. The record is from RefSeq and is a predicted model, not a curated record.